This is a messenger RNA of Symbiodinium natans, 1227 nucleotides long. The record is from the annotation of a GenBank genome assembly. NCBI's taxonomy places the organism in Eukaryota, Dinophyceae, Suessiales, Symbiodiniaceae.
AUGCAGGCACCAUUGCUCGAUGCUGGAGGCUCAGAAGACCCUGGCAUUCAUGCGGUUCUUACCGUUGGCCCCCGCCGCGUUGAUGUCGCGAAUGCACUCUACAACAUGAUUUGUUUCACAGUCGGGGCAGGCAUGCUGGGACUGCCGCACGCGCUGCUCUUUGCGAGAGAGCUUUUCAUCGUGCCCGUGGUGCUGGGCGGGUUCUUGUGCUACUACACGGCUGAAGUGCUGCAUCGUGUCCAGGUUCACCAUGGAGCAUGCAGUUAUGAAGCGAUCGGGGCGAUGUGUGGGCCGGCAUGGUUGCCGUUGUUCAUCCGUGUAACCCUGGCUGCAAACCAGCUUGGCAUCGCUAUUCUUUACAUCAUUACGAUCUGCAAAAACUUGGAGCUGUUGUGGGGAGCCGAUCCUCAUGCAGAACCAAGAUGGCAGUUCUUUGCCGUUGUUGCGGCGAUUACCUUCUUGCCUCUGAGCUGUGGCGGACGCAUGUCUGGCCUGGUCUCUUUCAUGUCACUUGUCGGCGUGGUCUCAGUUCUUGCAGUUGGACUGCUGGUGGUGUGGGCAGCGCAACCGCGAGAGACGGAUGCGGGGUGCGUAUGUGCAUCCGUUUCAAUGCCUCAGAUGCUUUCAGGAAUGGGUACAGCAAUUUUUGCAUAUGGUGGCCAUCCUGUGUAUCCAAGUGUACAAGGAAGCAUGCAUGUUCAAGGCGAUUUCGAUUUGGUGCUGAAGGGAGCAUUUUUCUUGAUGAUUCUCCUUUUCGUCCUGGUGCUUCACAGUUCAUGGCGUGCUUUCGGCUGCUCCGUGCAUGGAUACGUGCUCGACGACUUGGAUGACAAUAUUUGGCGCAGUGCGGCUGUGAUAGGGAUCACUUUGCACCUAGUAGCUGCCCUACCUGUGGUCUUGAUACCCGCACUGCACGCGAUGGAAUCUGCUGAAGAAUGCUGCGCCUUGCGCUUCGCGGUGGUGACCCUAGUCACCAUGCUGGCAUUCAUGCUGCCCUUCUUCACCGAUUUUGUGGCACUGAUUGGCGGCUUGACUGAGAAUGCACUGGUCUUCUUGCUUCCCCUUGUGUUCCACCACUGCACUUUCAGCCAUUCCGGAGUUCGGACCGCAGCUUUUCACAUUUCCAUCGCGCUGUUGGCACUGGCAAUACUCUGGCUUGGCACAGUGGCUUCUCUAGAUGAUAUCUCGCACAGACUGGCUGGAUACCAUGUCCGAUGGUCCUUGUGA